Molecule: messenger RNA, 684 nt
Organism: Eurypyga helias (sunbittern)
Lineage: Eukaryota; Metazoa; Chordata; Aves; Eurypygiformes; Eurypygidae
Gene: SPATA17
Product: spermatogenesis associated 17
Exons: 5
Coding region: 13-684 (223 amino acids)
Biological process (GO): mitotic cell cycle; establishment of meiotic spindle localization; spindle organization
Cellular component (GO): spindle pole
Source: RefSeq, a predicted model, not a curated record
GCGUAUGCAGAAAUGAAGGAAAAUAAAGAGAAAAGGAGAGACCUAGAAAAGAAAGAAAGAGAAAAGGAAUACCAAGCCCGAAAGAUGCAUUACCUCCUUAGCACCGAGCAGAUCGCAGGAAUAUACAAUUCACCAUUCAGAAAAUCCCCAGAUCCAAUGGAACUGCUGCUACGAAAGUCAAAGCCAUUGAGCCACAGACGGCGCCAAAUGAAUAGUCCCUUCACCUCUGAGCUCUAUGACUGGCCAACUUGUACAAAGGCUCCAACCUUCUCGACAGCACAGCCUCUGCCACCUAUUGGCAGACCGAAACCUCAGGGGCCUUUCCGUGAUACCGCUGAGGUAUUGCGGCAGCGCUACAAGCCUUUGGAAACAACCUUGCGAGUGGCAGCAUCAAUCAAUUCACCACUAGAGAAGGCCAGAGAGGAAAUGAAAAGGGAGGAAUGGAGAAACCGUAUACAUGACAAUGAAUUUCUGCCAUUUUCUUCAUAUCAUAAAAAUAAGAAGUAUGAACCAUCAAUUCAUAGAUCAGGCAAAUAUGGCCAAGAAACCUAUGGAAUUAAACACUUCCGAGAAGUACAGCCUAAGAAGUGGGUAGCAGACAAGGACUUUCAAACAGUGUUACCAUCGAUUGUUCUCUUUGAAAAGUUUGGAAAAACUUAUUCCAGAACUGGGCAAAUAGUGUAA